AUGCGAUUCACAAACUUGGCUCUGACCCUAGCUGCGGCUUUCUCUGUUGCCAAUGCGUACGCCAUCACUGCCAGUGUUGCCAACUGCCGUACUGGUCCCUCGACGAGCAAUGCAGUUGUCACGACAUACAAAAAAGGUGCCGAUGUCAAGAUCACAUGCCAGACUUAUGGCGAAAACAUUCAGGGAAACUCUAUCUGGGACAAGACAUCUGACGGCUGCUACGUUGCCGACUACUAUGUGAAGACCGGCUCAAACAGCAUGGUCACCAAGGACUGUAACGGUGGCAGCUCUGGCACCGGCAGCUCUUCCUACAAGGGCAAGAUCAGUCGCAAGGAGAUCAUUUCCCGCGGUCAGUUCUGGGUCUCCCGCCACAUCCCAUACUCCAUGAACGCCGAAUACCCGGACCCCCAAGGCCGCAAAUACCGCACAGACUGCUCGGGCUUCGUCAGCAUGGCUUUCCAUGCGUAUGCGCCAGGAUAUAACACCGUGAGCCUCCCGGAUAUUGCCAAGUCCAUCUCGUGGAGCGACCUCCGGCCUGGUGACUUUGUUGGAACCCUAGGCGCUGGUACUGGCGGUGCUGCUGGCCAUGUCACUCUGUUCACUUCGUGGGCCGACAGUUCCAAGAAGGAGUACAAUACGCUUGAGUGCCGCGGUACGUACGGCUGCGUUGCGUACAGGCGCCCUGUUGGUUGGAAGGUUGGAAGUUUCACGGCCAAGCCCUACAGGUACAUCCACGUUGUGGACUAA
Penicillium roqueforti is the source of this 747-nucleotide messenger RNA. RefSeq names its product putative NlpC/P60-like cell-wall peptidase. The record is from RefSeq and is a predicted model, not a curated record. The transcript has a single exon. Lineage: Eukaryota; Fungi; Ascomycota; Eurotiomycetes; Eurotiales; Aspergillaceae. The coding region runs from base 1 to 747 and encodes 248 amino acids.